CUCGCCAGGAGAGCGGCGACGUAUGAAGCUGUCAUCCAGCCGACGAAGAUGGAGCCUUGUUGAGGUGGCCACGUUGUGGGGGCUGCGACGCCAGGGCAACACAGUAACCCAACUCUAUUAAUAAUUUGCGUUGUCAACCAAUGAAGCAGGCACUGUCUAAUGCUCAUCCAAUGUUCUGCAGCUGCACAGCACAGUGACAGCCUCGGAAUUGAAAGGCAACCUCGAUCUUCGUUGCCAAGAGGGCAAAGGAUUAGCUGCCAUGACUCCUGCUCCGCGAUUCCCCUCUGCCAUUUUCCCUUCUCCUUCUGGGAGAUUAACACCAGCUCACCUCAUCACCGUUGCCUCUGCCCUCCGCCUCGGCCAAUCCCUCCACCUUCGCUGUAGCCGCCAUCUUCAGCUUCUCAUUUGCUCCGCUUUCCGGGAUGGCUAUCAAUCUAGCUACUUCUCUGGAAUCAAGGAGUUUUGGCAUGAAAGACCCUAUUUAUGGAAGAAAGAAUCUCAUAUGGAAAACCUGGCUGCUGCUCUCUCCUUGUCUUGUUCAUCAUGCUUUACUUUCUUUAGCUGCAAGCAUUUUGGAAAGGUGUUUGGUGGUAAAAGAAACUUGCAAUUCAGUACUUCUGAAGAUAAACCUUUUGAUGGAAGGCUGUGGACCAAUAUUCUUCUUACCCUCAAUGUAUUGGUUUAUGUCAGUCAGAUAGCAACACAAGGAAAACUGAUCUUUUGGGGAGCUAAGGUCAACAGCCUAAUUGAUAAAGGGCAGUUGUGGAGAUUGGCUACAUGUUCAUUUCUACAUGCGAAUAUUGGGCACCUCAUGGUCAAUUGUUAUUCUUUGAAUUCUAUUGGUCCAACUGUGGAGAAACUUAGUGGCCCAAGGCGCUUCCUUGCUGUUUACUUUGCAUCAGCAAUAGCAAGUUCUUUGAUGAGUUACCAGUUCUGUCAAUCGCCUGCAGUUGGUGCAUCUGGAGCUAUUUUUGGGUUGGUGGGUUCUGCUGCUGUCUUUGCUUUGAGGCAUAGAAGCCUCUUUGGAGGCGCAAAGCAAGAUAUACAGCAAAUAGCUCAAGUGAUUGCCAUAAAUAUGGUUAUUGGAUUUCUAUCUAGGAGCAUCGAUAACUGGGGUCAUUUAGGAGGGUUGUUAGGUGGAGCUGCGAUGUCAUGGUUUCUAGGACCAGCAUGGAGAUUUGAAUUUAAAACUGACGAUGGAAGAUCAGUCUUCACUGACCGGCCACCGAUAUCCCGCCUUAUUAAUAGGAGAAGAUCGAUUUGAUAUGCCAUUUUGUAAGUCAAUGGUAUUUGAAAAAUUGGCUGAUUCAUACAUAUGUUUUGGUUGUAAAGGACUUCGAUUUUUAGAUAGCAUGUAAGUUAUGAGAUAAUGCUGUAAAUUUGCCUUGAAGAAUCAAUCAAAAAAUUCCACAGAAAGGAGACUUUCUUCCUGA
Dioscorea cayenensis subsp. rotundata (Guinea yam) is the source of this 1433-nucleotide messenger RNA. RefSeq names its product RHOMBOID-like protein 10, chloroplastic. The transcript is spliced from 10 exons. Gene Ontology annotation, cellular component: chloroplast membrane. NCBI's taxonomy places the organism in Eukaryota, Viridiplantae, Streptophyta, Magnoliopsida, Dioscoreales, Dioscoreaceae. The record is from RefSeq and is a predicted model, not a curated record. Bases 260 to 1264 code for a protein of 334 amino acids. Gene Ontology annotation, molecular function: serine-type endopeptidase activity.